UUGUAGCCAGACGUUUGAAGUUUAUGGAGCAAAUCGAAAUACAAAGCUGAACAAAAUUUUGGAACUUCCCAAAAAAAUUGCAUGUCGUUAGUUUCAACGUUAAGUGAAUGCGUGUGUUGUCUGGUAUGCUUUGUAUAAUUAACAUCUAAAUUUUCUGAAUCAUUCAGAAAUACGAGCAAUGGUAUUAAAUUAUUAAAUUUCGCUUAUUUUCUAUUCAACUUUUUUUUUGAGAGGCUCUGGGAGGGGUAGGGUUAUGUUGUUCCUUGUUUUAUUCCGUAUAUUUGAAAUUUGCUCGAUGAGAUGAUACGCUUGUAAUAAAGCUGUCUGUUUAACGUCUUUAAACCUUUCAGAAUGACACGUUUACGAUUGUUGGCAAAAUUCAUUAAUCGAAACCCCCGGAACAUUGAACAACUGGGUCUUCAAACUUUCCCGGCAGGCUAUGGGUUGGACGUUGAUCGACAUAAGCAUUCAUUUAUAUAUAGGGCAAAUUUCCAGCGACAUCGACAUUAUGUUGAAGGUCACAUUGAACAUUACAAGGACGGCAUUGUGUUAUUAGCAUCUUCACGUGAAAAACAAAUAUCUAAACAACUGUGCAGUCCUUCUGAUAUUUCUGCUUGUGCAAACAUCGGCCAUGUACUCGGGUUAAGGUGUGCUAUGGCCGGAAUACAUUUCUUACAAGGUAUUGAUAUGGAAGACAUUAAAAGGAGUGCACAUGCAUCUGCAUUUUUCGGUGCCUUAAUAGAAAGUGGAAUCAGAUUAGGAGAACCUCAGCCUAUCCCGCACACUUUCGAAGUUGAUCCUGAAUUAACUUAUGAUAGCUAUGAAAUACAACAUACUCGCGAAGAUAAUACUGAGUAGAACAUGGAGACGGUAGAACAUCCAGUCAUGUUGCAGUGCCAU
This is a messenger RNA of Loa loa (African eye worm), 900 nucleotides long. RefSeq lists its product as hypothetical. Gene Ontology annotation, molecular function: structural constituent of ribosome; 5S rRNA binding. Bases 352 to 858 code for a protein of 168 amino acids. Gene Ontology annotation, biological process: translation. Gene Ontology annotation, cellular component: ribosome; mitochondrion. The transcript has 5 exons. The record is from RefSeq and is a predicted model, not a curated record. NCBI's taxonomy places the organism in Eukaryota, Metazoa, Nematoda, Chromadorea, Rhabditida, Onchocercidae.